This is a messenger RNA of Stylophora pistillata, 1308 nucleotides long. RefSeq lists its product as uncharacterized. Lineage: Eukaryota; Metazoa; Cnidaria; Anthozoa; Scleractinia; Pocilloporidae. The record is from RefSeq and is a predicted model, not a curated record.
AAUGGAAAAUCUAGUUUGACUUACAUUGAUUAUUAUUUAUCAUAUACGGAAGCAUUCAUUUUACAAGAGGUCACUUCACCCGAAGUAAUCAAAGCGUUGAAAGAUAUAUUCGCUAGAUUUGGGUUUCCAGAAGAAAUCGUUUCUGACAACGGAAAACAGUUUGUCAGCGCGGAAUUUGAGGCUGUUAGAAUACAUGCCCGGAUAUUCCGAGCACCCACACUUAAGUUACUUAACAGUUGCCCCAGAUUAGAAUACACCACAACGUACUACUGCUCACCUGCAAAUUUCCUUUGUGGUAAAUGCCUAAAAUGAUUAUCGUUUCGUUCUAAUUACGCCUAUCUAAAAACCUGUAUAUAAUAUGAUUCACUAUGAGAAAUAAAUCAGUUAUUACUCCUAGCAUUGGUUGAUGUGCCAUUUUGUGUAACUACUAUGGCGACAUCGAACUCUUGGAACCUAACAGGUUAUGGGCCCAGGAGAACACUCCUGUUUGACGGGGAUGACAGUAAAUACGAGCUAUGGGAGGUAAAGUUUUUGGGAUACAUGCGCCUUCAGAAGCUGUACAAUGUGGUCGUUCCCCCAGAAAGCGAAACGACAGCCCCCAGUGCUGAAAAGAAAGCGCAUGCCUUCGCCGAACUUGUUCAGUGUUUGGACGACAGAAGCUUGUCCCUCGUCAUAAGGGAAGCCAACAACGAUGGGAGGAAAGCUUUGCGCGUGCUGCGAGAGCACUACCAAGGGAAAGGAAAGCCCAGAAUCAUUGCCCUCUACACAGAGCUGACUUCGCUUCGUAUGAAUGACGGAGAGACCACCACGGACUACAUUAUUAGGGCGGAGACCGCGGCAACUGCUCUGAAGGCAGCGGGGGAGGUGAUCAGCGAUAGCUUACUGGUAGCUAUGGCACUAAAAGGUCUUCCUAGCAGCUACAGGGCUUUUGCUACUGUAGUUAUGCAGAGAGAAAAGCAAAUGACCUUUGCUGAGUUUAAGACAGCCCUUCGAAGCCAUGAGGAAAACGAGCGAUGUUGCCGUAGUGAAAGCGACGGUGUUAUGCUGGCUAACGCGUCCAAGGCGCUCCCAGCGAAGUUCCAAGGAAACUGUUAUAAAUGUGGCAAAAAGGGGCACAAAACUGUAAACUGUUACUCCCAUAAAGUAGUGGAUAAAUGGUGCCAACAAUGCCGGACCAAGUCCCACAACACUAAAGAGUGCCGAGUACGGAAGACCGAUGCAGCGAAAACAGCCGCGGAACCCCAAAGAAAGAGGGUAAUAUCAAACAACAUGGACUCCGUUGAACAUUAUUUUACUUUCACCGUUUAA